Aspergillus brunneoviolaceus CBS 621.78 is the source of this 2006-nucleotide messenger RNA. RefSeq names its product DUF4246 domain-containing protein. Lineage: Eukaryota; Fungi; Ascomycota; Eurotiomycetes; Eurotiales; Aspergillaceae. The record is from RefSeq and is a predicted model, not a curated record. Bases 54 to 2006 code for a protein of 650 amino acids. The transcript has 3 exons.
UUUUCUUCUGCUCUGGGUAGCGACCCAGUCUGAACCAACACGUCCAGAUAAAAAUGUCUUCCAUUCAAUUCGAUAAUACCGAAAAUCGCCAGUUGCAGGUCCCCGGCUUUCAUGAUAUCCCAGUGGAUUAUGAAUUACCCGUUGGUCAACGCUUUGCGCACGGAGCUCUGCCAGAUUGGACUGGAAGCCGAGGUCGAGCAAUUCGGUUAACUCAACCUGAGAUUUUCAUGCUACGCAUCAUAGAGAUGCUGACAGAGCGGCAGAACUGGGAGGUUGACGUGUUUGAUGAAGAUAUCAUCCAGCAAUGGUAUAGGGAGAUUCUCGUUCAGUUUCAAGCCCGAUCGGGACCGGAGGAAUGGGGAGAUAUGAACAUCGACUUAGACCUUAUUACCUCAAAGACAUGGGACUGGUGCAUUGCGGAGCUACGUGAUAAGGCUGUCAGCUUCCGUGAAAAGGAUUAUAUCAUUACAUUGAAUGCUGAUUCGGGGGUGUGCAAGUCGGCCGUGCUUGUCAACGAGGACUUGCAAAAGGAAUUACAAGCAGCAUUCCAGCCACUCCUGCAGGAAACACCUGGUUACCAUGACCUGGUGGACCCUGACUUAUACAUGCUGAUCUAUGGUCGUACUGCUGUUCUCAGUCAGGGAGGCCAAGUCACCAUGACUGCUGCCGGCAUAUCGUAUCCUACCACCAGCUCCGACUUCCACGUUGCGCCUUCGCUUCAGCAUCCUAUAGAUAUAUGGACGACACAACAUGGACGCCCGCCAAGAGACGACUCAAUCGGGUCCCUUUAUCGCUGGUCCCACCGAUUCCAGUGGCUACCAUGUGAAGUAGAAUUCGUUAGCUCGGAGGGGACUAACGUGCGAAUCACUUCAUACAUCAACAAUCUUCAUCCACGUAACGGCAAAGCUUAUGCGAUGAUUGAGAAGCUGAUUUCCGCCUGCAUUGAGCCAUGGAACGAUAUUUUGAUCAGGGAUCCUUGCAAAGACUGGCCCGGGCCAACCUGGGCCAUGGACUGCGAGAAGAUCAAACAGUAUCUUGCAACCCCCGAGCCCGACCUAAAAUUUCGAAUCAUCGACGACGAUCCAUCUGAAUCGAUUUAUCCCAAGGAUUUGCUGGGCUUCAUGACUCCAGAGAUGUGGAAGUCUGUCGAACAAGUGCAGGAGGUUGUAUCAGAGAAACGCUUUAGACUUCACAGUUUCCAGUAUCCGGAACCUGGCGUCUAUACUCCUACGAUGAACCAUAACCACCAGUAUCAAUCAGUCUGUUUGCAGAACCAGUUUCGCAACCAGGGAUUACAAGUGAUCGUACGGGUCAGCAGCAUUGAGCUUACUGCAGAGCAAACGAUCUUCUCCGGAGACAAUGACUAUCAUAUUGACGGGCUUCUGAAUGAGCAUAUCGUUGCCACCGCGCGAUACUAUUACGACGUCGAAAAUAUUACCGAGGCGCGUAUCUCCUUCCAGCAAGAAGUCGACCUGGAUGCGUUCGAGAUCACACUGGAGCCCCACGCAAUGCAAAAGAUUUUUGGUUUGCCUCGGGAGGAUGAAGAUCCAGCAACUUUCGGUGAUGCUCCUCCAAAACUACAGACUCUGGGAUCUGUAACCACCAUUCAUCAGGGAUGCUUUUUAGCCUGGCCUAAUACCCUAAGAUACAGGACCUUGCCCUUCUCGCUUCAAGAUCCCUAUCUCUCGGGUCAUCAGCGCUUUAUUACUAUCUGGCUGGUCGAUCCGCACUACCGCAUCUGCUCGUCCCGUAAUGUGCCACCGCAACAGCAUGCCUGGUGGAGAGAGGAUACAAUGCUCGAUCGAUUGGGAUCCCAAUUUGGAUUGCCACAAGAGCUACGAGAUCUCAUUAUACGCGCGACAGAAGAUUGGCCGAUGGGAUUGGAUGAGGCGGUGGGGUUCAAGGAGCAGUCAGCCGUAGAGCGUGAACGUGCUAUCUGUGCCCAAUCCCAAGGGGUGCGUACUCAUGAUUUCUGGCUUCCUAUUCGGCUCGGGGAGCAAGGAUGA